AUGAAGCCUAUUCAAACGCAAAUUUCACUGUUUGCGGCUCUACUUUUCUUUUUCUCCGGACUUUCCCUUUCUACAGCUUGCAAUAAAGCGCUUUGCGCCAGCGAUGUCAGCAAGUGCUUAAUUCAGGAGCUGUGUCAGUGCAGGCCGUCUGAUGGAAACUGUUCCUGCUGUAAGGAGUGCAUGCUUUGCCUUGGCAAUCUGUGGGAGGAGUGCUGUGACUGCGUAGGGAUGUGUAAUCCCAAGAACUACAGUGACACACCAGCCACCUCCAAGAGCACGGUGGAGGAGCUCUACCGACCAAUCCCCUCGCUCUUCCGCGCCCUCACUGAGGGCGAAGCUCCCAUAAACAUGAUGGUUGUCUCCUUCCCCGUCGCUGAAGAGCUCUCCUACCACGAAAACCUGGUCUCUUUCCUGGAAACCAUGCAGGACCAACACCAGAACAUUUCGUUGCCUGGCAACAGUAUCCAUGCUAGUUACGAUAAUACACAAGAAAACAUGUGCACUGUGGUUUACUUCGAUGACUGUGUCUCUAUCCGCCAAUGUAAGCAAUACUGCGAGUCUAUGGGCGGCUCCAAGUACCGCUGGUUCCACAACGCGUGCUGUGAGUGCAUCGGACCGGAGUGUGUGGACUACGGCAGUAAAGCUGUCAAGUGCAUGAACUGUCUUUUCUGA
Chanos chanos (milkfish) is the source of this 672-nucleotide messenger RNA. It is a transcript of the gene twsg1b, whose product is annotated as twisted gastrulation BMP signaling modulator 1b. The record is from RefSeq and is a predicted model, not a curated record. The coding region runs from base 1 to 672 and encodes 223 amino acids. The transcript has 4 exons. Lineage: Eukaryota; Metazoa; Chordata; Actinopteri; Gonorynchiformes; Chanidae. Gene Ontology annotation, biological process: regulation of BMP signaling pathway.